AUGCCGUCCCUGCAGGUGCUGAUCGUGCUUGCCGUGGCAACGGCUGCGUCCGCCCAAUACUACAGCUCCUCUCCUGCCCCUGCCCCCAGCCACCGCCCAGCUCCCACCCCCAGCUACCAGCCCGCUUCCGCCCCCAGCUACCGCCCCGCUCCCGCCCCCAGUUACCAGCCCGCUCCCGCCCCCAGCUACCAGCUCGCUCCUGCUCAAAAGGGAUCCGGCUAUCAGGAAAAGAGCGGCCCUGCGCAGUACUCAUUCGAGUGGAGCGUGGACGAGGACUACAACCAGUACAACCACAAGGAGAGUAGGGACGGCUACGACACUGAGGGCUCUUACUCGGUGGCGCUGCCCGACGGCCGCGUCCAGACUGUGACCUACACCGUGCUGGGCGACGCCGGCUACGUGGCCGAGGUCAGCUAUCAGGGCGAGGCCCAGUACCCCGAGGCCAAGCAGCGCGGCUACCAAGCGCAGGGUGGCUACCAGGCCGCGCCGGCGCCCACCAAGUCCCAGCAGGGCUACGCCCCCAGGCCCGCUGCCAGGCCCCAGCAAGGCUACGCCACCAGGCCCGCUGCCGGGCUCCAGCAGGGCUACGCUACCAGGCGAGCUGCCAAGUCUCAGCAGAGCCCCUCCCGGCCCCAGCAGAGCUAUUCUCAGCCCCAGCAGGGCUCCUCCCGGCCCCAGCAGAGCUAUUCUCGGCCCCAGCAGAGCUACUCCCGGCCCCAGCAAAGCUCCUCCCGGCCCAAGCAGAGCUACUCGCAGCCCCAGCAGAGCUACUCCCGGUCCCAGCAGGGGUACUCGCGCCCCCAGGCCCGGCCCACGUACGCCCCGCGUACGUACAGCGCCUCUAGCGGGAGCUACGCGAAGUCGACGACGGCGCCCUCUGCGGAGUACGGGGCGCCGGCCAGCACCGCGGCGCCCGCCGCCUACCCCUCCUACAAGACCAGCAGCGCGCCCAGUGAGGAGUACGGAGCGCCGGCCAGCACCGCAGCGCCCGCCGCCUACCCCUCCUACAAGACCAGCAGCUCGCCUAGUGAGGAGUAUGGCGCCCCCGCCAGCUACUAG
Pollicipes pollicipes is the source of this 1059-nucleotide messenger RNA. Its product is annotated as DNA-directed RNA polymerase II subunit RPB1-like. The transcript is spliced from 2 exons. Lineage: Eukaryota; Metazoa; Arthropoda; Thecostraca; Pollicipedomorpha; Pollicipedidae. Gene Ontology annotation, cellular component: extracellular matrix. The record is from RefSeq and is a predicted model, not a curated record. Bases 1 to 1059 code for a protein of 352 amino acids.